Molecule: messenger RNA, 1053 nt
Organism: Emericellopsis atlantica
Lineage: Eukaryota; Fungi; Ascomycota; Sordariomycetes; Hypocreales; Bionectriaceae
Product: retinol dehydrogenase 12
Exons: 3
Coding region: 1-1053 (350 amino acids)
Source: RefSeq, a predicted model, not a curated record
AUGGCGUCCGUUAUUGACCAAGCAAAGAACACCCUGGCCGAGAACUUUGGCCACGGAGCCGACAAGCUCGCCACCCACAGCUUCUCCCUCGACCAGACACCAGACCUCAGCGGCAAAGUCGCCGUCGUCACGGGAGGAUCCCAGGGCAUCGGCUACGGCGUCACCCACACCCUCCUCAGCCACAACGUGAGCAAGCUGUACAUCCUUUCCACCGACGAGCAAGUCGUCAGGGGCGCCAAAGAGGCCAUCGCCAAAGACAUGGGCAAGGACGUCGCGGACCGCACCGAGUGGAUCCACUGCGACCUCAGCGACUGGAAGCAGGUCAAGGACGUGGCCGAGAAGAUCAAGUCGCAGGAGGAGAGACUCGACAUCCUCAUCAACAGCGCCGCCCGGGGCAUCAUGACCUACCAGCUCACCGACUACGGCGUCGACCGGCACAUGGCCGUCAACCACAUGGCGCACGUCAUCCUCACCUCGCAUCUGCUGCCCCUGAUGAAGGAGACGGCCGAGAAAAAGGGCACCACCGUCCGCAUCACGAACCAGGCCAGCAACGUGCACGAGAGCGUGCCCAAGGACCUCAAGUUUGAGAGCCUGGAUGACCUCAACCAGGACCUCGGCCCCAACACCCAGUACGGACGCUCCAAGCUCGCGGCCAUCCUGUACGCCCGCUACUUCAACCGCAAGGUGACGCAGAACGGCCAUCCCAAUGUCCUGAUGAACGCCACCCACCCGGGCAUCGUGAGCACCAAGAUGAGCACCCAGGACAUUCACGAGCCCUUCCCCCUCGGUGGCUACGCCAUGUCCGCCGGCCUCGAGCCCUUCAAGAAGGACCAGUUCGAGGGCGCCAAGAGCACCGUCUACGCCGCCACCCUCAUCGAGAGCUCCGGCAACUACAUCUGCCCGCCGGCAGUCCCCGAGCCUGGCAGCGCCGCCUCGCAGGACGAGAGGCUGCAGGACAGCCUGAUGGAGCUGACGCGAAAGGUGGUCAUGGACAAGACGAAGCGCGAGUCGGCUGACCAGGGAUGUCCCUUUGACGACCUGGUCCUGCACUAG